CUAGUACAGUGAACCAGACCUCUCCUGCAGGUGUCUUCUUCACAGAUAAAAUCUGGCAGCAAAAAGCCCUUUUGGGUGAAGAUUUGGGGAAAACAGACAUUAGUCUCAUACCAUGGGGGACUGGAAUUUAUUGGGUGGCAUCCUAGAGGAAGUUCACUCCCACUCAACUAUAGUGGGGAAAAUCUGGCUGACCAUUCUCUUCAUUUUCCGAAUGCUGGUACUUGGUGUGGCUGCUGAAGAUGUCUGGGAUGAUGAACAGUCCGCAUUUGCCUGCAAUACCCAGCAGCCCGGUUGCAACAAUAUCUGUUAUGAUGAUGCUUUCCCUAUCUCUUUGAUCAGGUUCUGGGUUUUACAGAUCAUUUUUGUGUCUUCUCCUUCUCUGGUGUAUAUGGGCCAUGCACUUUAUAGACUCAGGGCCUUUGAGAAGGAGAGGCAGAAGAAAAAGUCACACCUCCGAGUCCAGAUGGAGAAUCCAGAGCUUGAACUGGAGGAGCAGCAAAGGAUAGAUAGAGAGCUGAAGAGGUUAGAGGAGCAGAAGAGAAUCCAUAAAGUCCCUCUGAAAGGAUGUCUGCUGCGUACUUAUGUCUUACACAUUUUGACAAGAUCUGUGAUGGAAGUAGCGUUCAUGAUAGGCCAGUAUAUUCUCUAUGGGUUUCAAAUGCAUCCUCUUUACAGAUGCACUCAACCCCCUUGCCCUAAUGCAGUGGAUUGCUUUGUAUCCAGGCCCACAGAGAAGACAAUUUUCAUGCUCUUUAUGCACAGCAUUGCAGCCAUAUCUUUGGUCCUCAACGUACUGGAAAUAUUUCAUCUUGGAAUCAGGAAAAUUAUGAGGGCACUUUAUGAGAAAUCCAGCAAUGAGGGCAUUGAGAAUGAAAGUGGCACCCCAUUCCAUUUGAAAAAAUAUUCAGUGGCCCAGGAGUGUAUAAUUUGCUCUCCCUUGCCUAAAAGAAUCUCUCUACUUCAAGCCAACAAUCAACAGCAAGUCAUUCGAGUCAAUGUGCCGAAGUCUAAAACCAUGUGGCAAAGCUCACAGCCCAUGCAACUUGAAGUAGACCCUUGCUGUGUUAAAAAAGAGUGGGUUGAGAAGGAUCAGCACAGUGGACAGCUCCAUGUCCACAGCCCUUGUCCCUGGGAUGAUGGCGCUCAAAUUCAGCACCCUAGACAGCAAACACGCCUUUCCUGUGUCCGGCAAAACGGCAACUCCCACUCCUGGCUAGGUACAGAGAUAGCUCCUAGACACUGCCCAUCCUAUGCAACAGGGGCCUGGGACCAGUCCCAGGAUCGAAGAACCUCAGGAGAACCUCUCACAGAUUUGUACAGUUACUGUAGAGACAGCAAUAGCAGUGUGAGAAAGAGUGGGGUCUGGACAGACAGAUCUCACCCGGGCAGUCGCAAGGCCAGCUUUCUGUCCAGAUUGCUGUCUGAAAAGGGACAGUUGCACAGUGACUCAGGAAGCUCCAGUUCUCGGAAUAGCUCUUGCUUGGACCUUCUGCACCGGGAAAAUAGCCCCUUGCCUCUGCCUUCAGCCACUGAGUAUAGAACAUCAAUGAACAUGCUUCUAGAACUUUCAUCUAUUAUGAAAAAAUAAUUCAUGCGUGGGCCCAGAAAAAUGGACUGAGGAGCAGCCGGCAUCUGUGGGAGAAAAGUUGCACUUUUGUUAGCUCAAACUGUGAGAAGAACUGUGGGAACCAUUCCCUCCACAGAGACACCCACUGGGCAGUGGAUGUGUACAGGGUGCCCCCAGCUGGGCCCACCUGCACAGGAGACCCUCCUCUGAUGGGCUGGAUGGA
Molecule: messenger RNA, 1790 nt
Organism: Lontra canadensis (Northern American river otter)
Lineage: Eukaryota; Metazoa; Chordata; Mammalia; Carnivora; Mustelidae
Gene: GJA10
Product: gap junction protein alpha 10
Exons: 3
Coding region: 113-1588 (491 amino acids)
Biological process (GO): cell communication
Cellular component (GO): connexin complex
Source: RefSeq, a predicted model, not a curated record